UGAAUUCAGCUGCGGUCGGGCAAGGUUCGUUGCCCCAUGACAAUUGAAGCUAUAUUCUCUUACUGAGAAUCUGCGCUCCACGGGACUAGGAGACAUAAUGUAUGGAUUAAACGCAAACUGGGAGACGGUGUAGAGGAUUUUACAUCACCGUUUUUUAUUUUAACCCAAUUUGCUGCAUGCGGCUCUGUGUGGAUACCCAACGUACCGACGGACGAGGACAGAGUACUGCAUUUUAUCAUUGAAGUAAAAAGGCGACAGGAUAAGGGCAGGAAAAAUUCUGCUACAACUGCAGCACAAUCACUGUUGGUCGAGCAAGUCAGUAGAAUCCAAGUGCAGCGAAAUUGGAUUUUAACUUGAGUGUUGCGAGGAGAAUGCUAAUCCACGCCACGCCACUGAGCUUGCGCUGAUUCAAAACCAUUUCGUUCCCUGCCGCAGAAGCUGCGAGGGUGACCAUUAAGCAGGACCGCACCAUGGGAUUGUGCCUCUGACUUAGGUGGGCCAGUCAUACUAGGGUUUUCCACGGGUAUCAAGCCCUUUUUCUGUUUUGUUUUUUCUACAGAGCCGCAUUUAAAUCAAAUUGUAAGAAACGUGCUUACUUUACUGUUUUCUGACGGAAACCAAUGUUUUCAAGUAGUUAACAGCGGUUGGUGUGCCGUAAACAUUCUCUUAUUUUGAUAUUUUUGAGUAAUCAACUCAUACAAAAUGGGAAACAGUUUUUCCAAUAUAUCAGCAUUUCAGUCCCUUCAUAUUGUCAUGUUGGGUUUGGACUCUGCUGGAAAAACGACUGUUCUUUAUCGGCUGAAAUUCAACGAGUUUGUCAACACAGUGCCCACCAUUGGAUUCAACACGGAGAAGAUCAAACUGAGCAACGGUACAGCUAAGGGCAUCAGCUGUCACUUCUGGGAUGUAGGGGGCCAGGAGAAACUGCGGCCUUUAUGGAAGUCCUAUAGCCGGUGCACGGACGGUAUCAUUUACGUGGUGGACUCUGUGGAUGUGGACAGGCUAGAGGAGGCCAAAACGGAACUGCACAAAGUCACUAAAUUUGCCGAGAACCAGGGGACUCCGUUGUUGGUGAUCGCCAACAAGCAGGACUUGCCCAAGUCCCUUCCAGUUGCUGACAUUGAAAAACAGCUGGCACUCCAUGAGCUCACCCCAUCCACCACCUACCACGUGCAGCCCGCCUGCGCCAUAAUUGGAGAAGGACUACAUGAGGGCAUGGACAAACUGUACGAAAUGAUCGUUAAACGGAGAAAAUCGUUGAAACAAAAGAAGAAACGAUAGCGACACAACCUGAGUGUGUUUUUCUUUCUGCAAAAGUAGCUGUAUCUAGCCCAGUGCUGUUGGUUGAUGCCACUGUUGCCCCCCUUAAUGAAAUGUUUACUUUGCUGUGAUUCAUUUUCCUUGAUUUGGGCUGAUGGCACAGUCACUGCUGCUAGGAAACCCCUUGUUGAGUAGCCUACGUUGCACGCAAGAGGAUACUCUUAGGGUGCUGGAUGUUUAUGUCGAAGUUAACCAAAAAAUAAAUAAAACAACAACCUUGCAUUGACUAAAGACUAACACAAAAGAAAACUGGCUGGUUCCAGUUUGUUGCUGCUUCAACCUGGAUUCUAAAUGUAGCUCAACGAUUUAUUAAGGAGUUCAUUAAAAAGCACUGUGAUGUUAACGGGACAUUCCUUACGUUGCUGUUCCUCACUGAAUUUAAACGGAAUGCU
Megalops cyprinoides (Indo-Pacific tarpon) is the source of this 1712-nucleotide messenger RNA. RefSeq names its product ADP-ribosylation factor-like protein 4C. The record is from RefSeq and is a predicted model, not a curated record. NCBI's taxonomy places the organism in Eukaryota, Metazoa, Chordata, Actinopteri, Elopiformes, Megalopidae. The transcript has a single exon. Gene Ontology annotation, cellular component: cytoplasm. Bases 703 to 1281 code for a protein of 192 amino acids. Gene Ontology annotation, biological process: intracellular protein transport; endocytic recycling. Gene Ontology annotation, molecular function: GTPase activity; GTP binding.